This is a messenger RNA of Phalaenopsis equestris, 768 nucleotides long. RefSeq lists its product as uncharacterized. Lineage: Eukaryota; Viridiplantae; Streptophyta; Magnoliopsida; Asparagales; Orchidaceae. The record is from RefSeq and is a predicted model, not a curated record. The transcript is spliced from 5 exons. The coding region runs from base 123 to 503 and encodes 126 amino acids.
CAGCGAUGGCGGAUUGGAGAUUUGCGCUGCCUACCAUACCCUCAUGCGAAAUGGAGGAUGUGCCGUAAGACCAGUCAAAUUGCAGGCGAUGAUAGUUGUCAAUCUUCUUCUGAGGUGUUCCGAUGCCAUUUUUCCGAAACAUAUACAUCUCCCGUUUCUUUAGGAAAUCCAAUGAGAGGCUGGAGCUUGAUAUACUUGUGAUAUUGGGUGAUAUCGCGGCUAAGAGGCCGGAGCUUGGGAAGGGUGACUGCUCAGCUGUGUUGCAGCAAUUACAUCUACUGAUUGGUCCAUUUGAUGGAGUUCUAGUUGUUGGUGUUGAAAAGCUUGAAGAGAGUGAAAGUUUUGAUGUAAGACAACAGCCGAAGGAUUCGCAGCUCGAAGCUGCUGCGUCUGAUGAGAUAAACAUGCACAGCGAUUGCUUCCCUGCAUUGAGUGGUUAUCCUCCUCCUGAUUCGGGGCCUGUUGUUUUACUUCUCAUCCCUCAUGGCUGUGCAUCAGAAUAAAACUUUGGAAGAAACAAUAUUUGUUAUGAAAAUCUUCAGAGAUGUGAACGCAAAGGAUGCAAUUUUGAUUACAUCUCGGUCGUUGGAUUUCUAUCGUUGACUUUGGGUAAAACAGCGACGCUGUUGAAGGAAUACAUUCCCAGUUGAUGCAAACUCUUUCAUUAAACGAGACUGUAUACAGCUUGUAAUAUCGGAGGCCAGGUUUAUUAGAUUUAUCAAAAUUCUUCAUAGUUAACAGAGCUUGUUUAUAGGAAAUAGAAACCUU